This is a messenger RNA of Auanema sp. JU1783, 1434 nucleotides long. NCBI's taxonomy places the organism in Eukaryota, Metazoa, Nematoda, Chromadorea, Rhabditida, Rhabditidae. The record is from the annotation of a GenBank genome assembly.
AUGUAUCUAUUGUUAACAGUGGUUUCCUUAACUAUUAAACUCUCCACAGCAGCAUACUGUGGAGAAUCAUCUAUUCCAUACAGUUUUGAGAUAUUGCCUGAUGGGCAACCAAUUCUUGGAUGUGCCAGGCCAGUUUGCUUCGGUUGGAAUCCAUCAACAGGUGAAAGAGCCUCAAAUGAUGCCAGUUUCUUCAGCAUGGGUAAUCAUUCGGAUGGUUUCGUGAGAGACACAAUUCUUCACCGUGAGCCACUACCACCUUCACGAGAUCCACAAUCGUUGCCUCGCCUCACAUCGAUUUGUAGCCAUAAUUACAUUGGAAGAUGUAAUCCAGGACAAUGGGCCGCUGGAGUUUUGCCCGUUUUGAACGCUUCCGCUAGUCCUCUUGCACUUCAAUGUUGCACAUAUGGUCCUUUGGAAGAUACCGAAGAUCGAGGAGUUGCUACUGUUCAGCCAGGACAGAUUGUUAUUGGGGGAGAAGGAACAACCGAUGAUCAGUUCCAAUAUUUUGAUUACAUUGCUAAUAUGAACAAGACCAUUGAUGAGAAUGGAAAUGUUGCAUAUGAAAUCGAUAUAAGGCGCAUGGCUUGUUAUGAUUAUUUGAACAAUCCUGAACCAGCUGCUGAUGUUCCACAACAACCUCCACAACCACCUCAACAGUUCCAACAACCACCUCAACAGUUCCAACAACCACCUCAACAAUUCCAACCUCCUCCCCAACAACAAGUAUUCCAACCAGCUCAACCACAACCAGUUGCUCCACCGGCAUCAGGAUGGACGCCUGUUUUUAUCCCUGAUUAUUAUUGUUUCACAGAUGAUACAACAGUUCGAGUAAUUGAUGGAACCGUAAAACGUAUGGAUGAAUUGAAACUUGACGAAUGGGUUCAAGUUGUCAGCGAGGGAAAAGAGGCUGCUUUCGCUAGAGUCAUCUACUGGCAACACAGGGUUCCUUCUCAAGAUGCUUAUUUCCAAAAAAUCACUUUAAUCAAUGGCGAUGAAUUGAAACUAACAGGAAAACAUUUCAUCUAUAAAACCACGUGCGAAUAUGAAGGACAAAAGGUUGAAUUUAAAUCUCUUAAUGAGACUGCUGUAUUUGCAGAGAAUGUGAGCGAGGGAGACUGUUUGUACCAUAUUCCAAAGAGCGGAAAUCCCAUCGUAACACGUGUUUCCAAAGUUGAAAUUGUUCAACAAAAAGGAAUUUAUAGUCCAAUGACAUCUGUUGGGAAUAUUGUUGUAAAUGGAGUGUAUGCAUCAUGUAACACAAUUAUCGAAAGUAACACUCUCCAAUCCACUUUCUUCAGUUAUGUUGAUUACUUCAAUAACUUAUAUGGCAAGAUCUUCGCGUCAUCUUCCGAAGUGAGAGAACUGCCAAUUGGAUUAGAGACGUGGGUGGCUAUGGCUGAGUACGUUCUCCCAAAAAAUUUAAUGUUAUAUUAA